Molecule: messenger RNA, 5788 nt
Organism: Teleopsis dalmanni
Lineage: Eukaryota; Metazoa; Arthropoda; Insecta; Diptera; Diopsidae
Product: putative ATP-dependent RNA helicase SoYb
Exons: 10
Coding region: 366-5495 (1709 amino acids)
Biological process (GO): transposable element silencing; germ-line stem cell division
Molecular function (GO): ATP binding; nucleic acid binding
Source: RefSeq, a predicted model, not a curated record
UCAUAACAAAAAACAUUUCAGAAAUUAUUAAAUACCGCGUGAAUAACAAUACAUUUAUAAUUACAGUUUCGUAAGUUAAAAUAGGCUUUUUUCUUAAAUUGGGAGCACCUAUUUCAGAACAUGUUGUUUUAAACAAACACAUAUUUAGUGAAUUAAUAUGCGACACAGUUGAUCGAUAAAGUUUACACAAAUAUUUAUUAUUGCAACAAUAUUGGUUAAACGUUUGGUUGAAGAAAUUGCGCUGCUGAUUAUUGCAUUUUGAGCUGUCAUACAUAUUGCUGAUGUAAAUAGUGCUGUUAUACAGCUGAUUGAUAAAUUUACGAAAAUAUUUCACUAAGUGCGUUCAUAAAACUGUAAUUUUUAUAAUGGAUGAAUAUAAUGACGAGGAGUUGCUCAGUGAUUUUGAAAGGCGUGUGCACGAGGUCAGUUUAUCAGAAGAUGCACGAGUGGCACUGGAUGACAAAUUCGAUUUUAGUGGACGUGAUUUCUAUUCAAUGCAACAAAGAAGACUGAAUCAGCAAUUUCAAUUACCAUCGCAAAUGACUUCGAAAACAGAUCAUGGACAUGUUUCUGCAAAAAAACUAUCUCGUGGAGGAAAACUAGCACUCAUAAUUAAACACGAGGAGCAAUCAAACAAAAAUGGGAAAGUUUACUCGGACAUUAAAUCCAGCAGGCAUAAUAGUAGCAUUAACAGGAUAACGCAGCCUAAUAUAAAUAAUACUAAUAUAGAAACUAAUGAGUUAAAAAAACUUAAUAUAAAAAUAGAAGUAAUAGAAAAUCUACACAGAUAUUGUAAUGAGAAUCAAGACUUAGACGAAGUUGAACGCAUAAAGGAAUUAAUAAUCAAAAGAACAAAAAUUGUGAAAAAACAAAGAGAGAGAGAUUCUCUGCGCCAUGCAAAAAUAGAAAAUAGAUACUUUGAGGAAAAAACAGACAUAGUUAAUGUGAUUGAGCACUCAAUACAAUCAGAAUCUCGGAAUAAUAAAAAUAUAGACAAAGAAGACUGCAUUGAGUAUUCAUCUUUGAAGUCACAAAAUAAUGAAGACACAGACGUAAAUGAAAUUAGUAGUAACUCAUCCAUAAAUUCAUGUCAAAAUCAAGACGCUUCAUCAACUAUAAGUAGAGUACCUGAUAAACUUUGUAGCAACAUAUCGCAGGAAUCCACAACAGAAUAUGUUAGUAAAGAAUCAUAUAACUGUUCGGUUCAAAAUCAACAAAAUUUAAAAGUAUCUACAAGAGAGUUACCGUUUUCAUCGACUCCAGUACAGUCAAUUCAAAUAACAGAAGUUUUAAAAAAUACGAAUGACGCUCAUCACACUUCGUUCAAAAUUUUUGAUCAUUUGGUAUUAGCACAUUCAAAAUUUCCGGUUAAAAGUAUAGAAAAAUUAGAAUAUAUAUCCUUUAUGGAGGAAAUAUUAAACGGAAUUAAAGAAUUGGGAUUAAAAAAAAUUCUUCGUAUUCAGUCAUAUGCUUGGCCGCAUUUAUUGCGUGGUAAUUCAUCACUUAUCAUUAGUGGCGCCGGGUCAGGUAAAACAUUUUGUUACAUUCCUGCAAUUUGCAAUUCAGUUGCUUUUCGCAUUAUAAACAAAGGAGUUAAAAAUAAUUCUGGUCCAAUUGCAAUUAUUAUGUUAUCUAAAGCAGAGGAGAUUGAAAUCGUCAUAUAUGUAUGUGAGUUUUUAUUGCAGAAAUGUGGCAUAAAAAGCAGGUGUGUUGACGCAUAUGGUGUGAGAAAUCUAUUGGAAACAAAAAUGAAACUUAUAAAUGGUUGUCCAAUAUUAGUUGGAACGCCUUCAAGUUUACGACUUAUACUUGAAGAGAACAAAACUGUGCCGUUAAUUGACGGCGCACGUGUAAAGCAUUUCGUAAUGGAUGAUAUUGAUGUUAUGUUAGAUACAAAAAAAGAUUUUUUAGAUGUAAAAAAAAAUUUGUUGAAACUAUGUAAUAAGAAAGAAUUGCAAAUUGUAGCUACUUCUCGUGUUUGGAAAACACUUUUUCUUCAAUACCUGCAAACUUUUACCGAUGCAUUAUUAAUUAUUGGAGACUUCUUAGAAGCAGCGAUGUAUAAUCAUACAAAAAUCAAUUUAAAAAUUUGCGGAGCUAUAAAUAAAAUUGAAAGAAUAACGAAAUUUUUGGAGGAUAACUCAUACGAAAGUCAACGGUCAAUAGUUAUUUGUAAUUGUACGGAAGAAGUGAAACGUGUCCAGGAUGCUUUGUUGGCGAAUAAAAUUUGUUGUUUAGCAUAUGAUUUAGAAUCUGAUUUCCUAAUUCUUAAAAAAAAUAUAUUUUUGAAAUCAUGCCCACCAGUAUUAAUAUGUACAGACGAUAUUCUACACGAGAUGCCUGAAUUGCAAAAUGUAGUAAAUCUUGUACAUUAUUCAAUGCCUUCAUCGUGGACACGUUUUACAAGACGUUUUCUGUUAAUGUUGCGAAAUGUAAGAAAUAUAUUAGCAGACGAUUUUAUAUGUAAGUCUCGCGAAUCUUUGCCUAAGACUGCUUCACUAGUUUUGUUAGAUGAAGAAAAUGAACUACAAUUGCCACGUUUAUUCAAUUAUAUCAACAAACAUGCCACAAAUCAGGCAGAUGAUAUGGCACAAAUACAAAAAAUGAUUGCCGAAAUAGUAGAAACUCGCAGAGCGACAAAAGCGUUAUGCCCCUUUAUGUUAAACACUGAAACCUGUGAUCAACCCCGUUGUGAUUAUCGGCAUAAGUUUAUGGACUCAGAAAUAGUCAGGGAUAGUGUGGUCCCUACGACAGGAGAAUUACGUAUAACAAUCCUUAAAGUAAUUUCGCCUACGCAUUAUAUAGCUCAGCUUAACGAAUUAAGACCUAUAAGCACUUCGGAAUGGAAUGUGAUUCAUCAGUCUGAUAUGGCAGGGCCGUUUCAAAGUAAACUAACUUUACAUUAUAAUAUGCAAACGAGAUUAAAAGUUAAAUGGCCAAUAACUAUAAAUGAUAUAUGUGUAACUGAUUUAUCUGAUGUGUUUUAUCGCGUACAAGUAACUCAUUUGCCAAACAUAAAAAAUAAAAAUAUUUUUACUAAUAUUUCAGUGACUGUGAAAUUUUUAGACAUUGGGAUAGUAUCAACAGUUCAAUCUACUUCACUUUUCAUUUGUGAAGAUGAAUUUAUUAACUUUCCACCACAAGCUAUUGAUAUACGUUUGUUGGGGGUGCAACCGCAUAAUGAUGAGCGUUUUUGGCAUAGAGAUAUUACGAAAUUCGUUACGAAUGUUUUAAUUACGAAUAGAGUAAAAACUGAUAAAGUCUUUGCAAAGAUCAAUUUUUCUUCAACUAAUUGUAUUUGGGUUGACAGUGUUUACGUUCAGGAAUACUUGGAAACUACACGAACUUGGAUUAUUAAGGAAAAUUUAAAGAAGUGUUUGGUUGCUAAUAACUUUGUUAUGACGAUACCUGAAAAUCAAAGCGAUAUACGUGCAAUUGCCUUGCAAUGUGGUUUAAUAAAGGAAAAGGCAACAGAAGUCUCUGUAGCUGAAGUCAAAGAAAUGGAAUUGAUAAAUACUGCGGAUAUUAAACAAGAGCAAAAUUUACAAGAUAAUAAAUAUAAAGACAUAAGUACUGUCAAAGAAGAUAUUGAAACCCAAGUUCAUAGUAACAAUACACAACAAGAACUGCUCUCAAAUAAUAGUGUAUACAAUAAUUUUGGACUCAAAGAUGCUCUAAGCGAGUCGAAGUGUACAGAAAAACAACAUUUUGAAGCAAACAUUAAUGAAAAAGCUAUCAAUGAAUAUGAUCACUCCCUAGUAGACGAAGAUAAGGAAUCUCCGCUGGUCCAUAGAGAAACGUGGGUAGCAGCACCACUGAACACUUUGAUUCAAGUUGAAUAUGCCGAUGAAUUAAAUAGUUUUUUGCCUGAUAUAUAUGUUCAGCUAUAUGAUGUAGCUAGCAAUACACAGUUUAAAAGUGUAGUUAAUUUAACAAAAAGUCAUGUUGAAAUGUUGAAAGAAAAUUCAGAGUAUGUGUUUCCCAAAAAGUUAUUGUGUCCGAAGGAGAACUGCAUCAUUAAAAACGAUAAUAUAUAUAUGCGCGCUAAAUAUUAUGAAAGCUUUGAAGAUGAGAACUUCGAAAUUAUUCAUACGUUUUUCCUAUGCGACUACGGUGGAUUUUUAAAAAUCAGCGAAGAGAAACUUUACGACGAUUUUUUAUUUGAGACUACAGAAACAAUAACGAAUUACGCUCCUUUUCAGGCGAUCCAUUGCAACUUAGCAGGGUUACAGUAUAAAGAAAAUGCACAAAAUUAUUUAGAGCUAUCUGCUGUUUAUCUGUUUGUAUAUCCUGUAAGAGAAAAUAAAAACCAGGUUUUCGGUUUAAAUUCGUAUGAUAUACUGCUGUACGAAACUGAUACAUUGAAAAAUACGCAAGCACUGAAUUUAUAUAAUGCAAAGCUUGUUAUUGAUGGCAAUGCUAUAUGGGAUGAUGGUGCAGAAGAUUUUAUUAAAAUAAAGCCUAUUUUUUGUAAGGUUUAUUCAAUAUCAUUUGAAAAUGAGACGCAUACUGAAGAUACACGUGAUUACGAUAAACUUUUGAAAAUAAUCAAAAAUAUUGAUUUAUCAGACAAUUUAGAAACAAACGGAAAUGCAUUAUCUUCUGAUGAUUGUUUAAAGGACAAUUCAGAAACAAAUGGAAAUGCAUUAUCUUCUGAUGAUUGUUUAAAGGACAAUUCAGAAACAAAUGAAAAUGCGUUAUCUUCUGAUGAUUGUUUAAAGGAUAAGCCGGAAACAAAUGGAAAUGCAUUAAAAUCUGAUAAUAGUUUAAAAAAAAAUUUAAAAACAAAAAAAAAUGAAUUAACGUCUGAUGAUUGUUUAAAGAAAAAGUUUAAAACGAAAAAAAAUGUACUAAGAUCUGUUGAUUAUGUUAACCACAAAAGAAACGAUCAAUAUUUUCAAGACUGUAAUAAUCAACAAACAUUUUUAUCCACAUUAACAACAGGAAAUGUUAAAAAUCUAUCAUACACCGAAUCCCAGGUUGAAACUGAAACGGAUAUUGAAGGUAUGCCUCAAUUAAAAUUUUCAUAUGUUGCUCCAACAACUUACUGGUAUGAAACAGAUCACCGUAUAUGUUUAAAAAUAAGUGCAUUUGAUAUUGAAUCAUAUCAACUAAGAGUCACUCAGAAGACACUUAUUUACUUUGCAUUAGCGAAUGGGAAACGCUACUCAUUAAUUUUGAACUUUUUGGGCUUAAUAAAUGCUAAAAGUUUUACACAAAAAUUACGUGGUCAAUAUCUAUAUGUACAUCUAUUGAAGUGUGUCUUUAUGCAGUGGCCUCGUAUUUUAGAGCAAAAUAUCAAAUACAAUUGGUUUUUAAAGGACAUAGAUAAAAUAAAUAUUGAAUAUGAUGAUACAGAAGAAGAGCAGUACUUAGAAUCAUUUCAAGAAGAUUCUCCGUAUUAUUCAGCUGAAGAGGAUGAAGAAUUCAAUCCCACAAUGGCAUCGAAGAAUAAACUUGAUGAUGAUUAUGAUGAUCCAUUAUUGGAUAUAUAAAUAAAUUACAUUUUUUUUUUGUCAAAUGGUAUACAUAGACUGGGUAAUUUCUUGACUCUAAAAACGAAAAAAAUUGUAUGCAAGAAAAAAUUUUAACUUUUAAUAUUAAUCGAAAUACAGGGUGGCAAAGAAAGCUACUCAAAGUUUUUCUGACUUUUUCUUUUGUGAAUUUUUUUUAAGUUUAUUAUUUUUGAUUGUAAAUACUGCGUAAGGUUUAUGUUAAUAAUUUGACAAUUUGUAAAAAUUAAAAUAUAUAAAUAUAUAAUUGUUUGAUAUCUUUAGUAAUAAAUCGC